CUGAUUUUUGUUUCUCCAGCCUGUUGACGAGCCACCUUCAGCAUAGCAGCCUCGCCCCCAAUUCCAACCAACAGUCGCCCUAAUACCCAGAUUUAAAUCUCUUCCCAAACUUAGUUUCACUUUCUGAUAGCAACAUGUCGAGGCGAACACUUCCAAUUUUCAAAAAGCUCCUCUCCGGCGGCGGAUCCACCACCCGAUCCGUCACGUACAUGCCCCGACCCGGCGAUGGAACCCCGCGCCCCGUCACACUGAUACCCGGGGACGGCGUGGGCCCGCUUGUAACUGGCGCCGUCGAGCAGGUCAUGGAGGCUAUGCACGCGCCGGUCUACUUCGAGAAAUACGAUGUCCAUGGCGAUAUGAAGACCGUGCCGCCGGAACUGAUUGACUCGAUUAAGAAGAAUAAAGUCUGCCUCAAGGGCGGACUUAAGACGCCGGUGGGUGGAGGCGUCAGCUCGCUCAACGUGUUGCUCAGGAAGGAGCUCGAUCUCUAUGCUUCGCUGGUGCACUGCUUUAACCUUCAGGGGCUUCCCACUCGCCACCAGAACGUUGAUAUCGUCGUCAUUCGGGAGAAUACGGAGGGCGAGUACGCCGGCCUCGAGCACGAGGUUGUUCCUGGAGUCGUUGAAAGCUUGAAGGUGAUAACAAAGUUCUGCUCUGAACGAAUUGCAAAAUAUGCUUUCGAGUAUGCCUAUCUCAACAACCGCAAGAAGGUGACUGCUGUGCAUAAAGCAAAUAUUAUGAAACUGGCAGAUGGUUUAUUUUUGGAAUCCUGUCGAGAAAUAGCUAGCAAGUACCCUAGUAUCCAGUACAAUGAGAUGAUUGUUGAUAACUGCUCCAUGCAACUCGUUUCCAAGCCAGAGCAGUUUGAUGUUAUGGUGACUCCAAAUCUCUAUGGGAAUCUAGUCUCCAAUAUAGCUGCUGGUAUUGCUGGUGGAACUGGUGUCAUGCCUGGAGGGAAUGUUGGGGCUGAUCAUGCCAUUUUUGAGCAAGGUGCUUCUGCGGGUAAUGUAGGAAAUGAGAAAUUAGUAGAGCAAAAGAAGGCAAAUCCAGUAGCAUUGCUUCUUUCUUCAGCCAUGAUGCUAAGGCACUUGCAAUUUCCUUCAUUUGCUGAUCGACUAGAAAUUGCAGUGAAGCGUGUCAUAUUAGAAGGUAGAUACAGGACGAAGGAUCUUGGUGGCACCAGCACCACCCAAGAAGUUGUGGAUGCUGUCAUUGCUAAUCUCGAAUGAGUAUCUCUUGGGAUUGGUGGACUGUUUAGAGCUUGGCAGGAAGCCUUAAAGCCACUCUUCUUGUAAUGAUAAUUUACAUUUCAUAUGAUUGAUUUUUGUGCCCCCAGUGAACAAAAUAAUAAUGAUUGCUGAGUCUUCUUGUGAAGGAUGCCAAUUUAGGCAUAAAAGAAGCAAAUACAUAUAUUGGAGUUUUGUUCCUUCC
Molecule: messenger RNA, 1431 nt
Organism: Salvia hispanica
Lineage: Eukaryota; Viridiplantae; Streptophyta; Magnoliopsida; Lamiales; Lamiaceae
Product: isocitrate dehydrogenase [NAD] regulatory subunit 1, mitochondrial-like
Biological process (GO): tricarboxylic acid cycle; isocitrate metabolic process
Cellular component (GO): mitochondrion
Molecular function (GO): isocitrate dehydrogenase (NAD+) activity
Source: RefSeq, a predicted model, not a curated record